Paralichthys olivaceus (Japanese flounder) is the source of this 2648-nucleotide messenger RNA. RefSeq names its product glucose-6-phosphatase catalytic subunit 3 (gene g6pc3). Gene Ontology annotation, molecular function: glucose-6-phosphatase activity. The record is from RefSeq and is a predicted model, not a curated record. Gene Ontology annotation, cellular component: membrane. NCBI's taxonomy places the organism in Eukaryota, Metazoa, Chordata, Actinopteri, Pleuronectiformes, Paralichthyidae. Gene Ontology annotation, biological process: glucose 6-phosphate metabolic process; gluconeogenesis.
GAUUGUAUUCGAUUAAUCGAAGGAGGAAGUUGUGGCUUUGUCUCCCAGUCAGAGAUGGCCCGCCCCUGCUGGAUGUGAGGCGACAUUGCGGGUUCCCCUCUCCCAAACAGCCGCCCUCUUGAUUUCUUCUCAUCUCUUGUGUUUAAAAAAAAAAAAAAAACGAUGGAGGCGGUUUACACUCAGGGUGUUUUAAUGGCCGAGUCUCUGCAGCAGAGGACGAUGGAGCAGGAGAGACUGUGGCAGGUCGUCACUCACAUCGGGGACCCCAAAGCUGCCUUCCUGCUUCUCUUCCCUUUCACUUACUUCCUCAGCAGACGGGCCGGGGUGGCGGUGCUGUGGGUGUCGGCUGUGUCCGAGUGGCUCAACCUGGUGUUUAAAUGGAUGCUGUUUGGAGAAAGGCCGUUCUGGUGGAUUGGUGAAUCUGGUCUAUUUGUUGACAAGCAGCCGAAAGUUCAGCAGUUUUCCUCCACCUGUGAGACCGGGCCAGGCAGUCCUUCGGGACAUGCGAUGGUGACAGCAGCAGUCUGGUGGGUUGUGGUGUCCUCGCUGGGUUCAUUUCUGUACUCUCGUACUCGCAGUGUGGUGCUAUCAGCUGCUCCCUUCCUGUUCUAUGUGCUGAUGCUGGUGGCCAUUGGAAUGUCCAGGAUCUUCAUCCUCGCCCACUUCCCUCACCAGGUCAUCGCUGGCUCCAUUACAGGUUUCAUUCUGGGGAUGGUCUUGAGCCGCAGAGUACCAGAAGGUCGCCCCCUGCUGUUCUUCUUUAGCUUCAGCAUGGGUCUGAUGCUAAGUGCUCUGAUGCUGCAUGCUGGAUUACAGCAGCUGGGAAUCGAUCUCUCCUGGUCUAUUACUUUGGCUCAGAAAUGGUGCAGCCGGGCCGAGUGGAUUCGUCUGGAUACAGCUCCGUUCUCCUCCCUGACCCGAGAUUGUGGGGCCCUCCUUGGUUUGGGGCUGGCGCAGUACUGGAAGCCCGGAGGAUGGGCUCUGCCUUGGGGUCCACGUGCUUUAUCUUUGGCUAUUUCAUCCAUGGGACUGUACCACGUGAAUCGGCUGCCACUCCCAGUCCGACCACAGGGCCUCUUCUACGGCCUCUGCUUUGUCAAAUUUGUCAUCGUGCCUCAGAUUGUGAUGGUUCUUGUCCCUGGAGUGAUUCACCUCUUCACACACAAAAAGAAGAAGGACUAGAGACUAGUCUAUUCAUCAGGUGUCAUUUACACAUCUGAGGACUAUAGCAUUCCUCUUACAGGACAGUGUCUGUCAACACUUGACAUCUAAUUGAUUUCAUCGGUACUGUUGUCUGUACAGUCACUCCACUUUUCUUUUUUUUACUUGGAAUUCAAUCAGCGUUUUUCUUUGCACUUAUCAGUGACUUAAUGUUUUUUUAGUGUAUAUGGGUCAUAAAUUAUGUGAAUGUAUGCAUUUUUAAGUUAAAGCACAUUUACUGCAAAUUAUAAUGCAAUAUUUUUUGUCAAAGUUUGAGUUAUUUCUAAAGUUAUUUUUGGAGAAAAAAGCAGUGCAUAAAAAAAAAAAAGACACUAUAUUUGAAAGUCCUUCUGGGCUGGAGCUGGCUGUUGAUCAUUAACACACAUUAUUUCCAAAUCAAAAAUAUAAAUAUAUAUAUAAAUAUCAAUAAUUUAGAUUUAUAAUUAUGUCAAUGAGACCUGAUAAAUUAAAACCUGAAGGAAAUUGUUUUCCGAGCUUUAACAGAGAGAAUAUAUGUGAUAAUGUUAAUAUUGGUCCAGGUCUGUUGUUAAGGUUCGAAAUAAAAGGAUAUAUUAGAGGUGUAAUCUAUAUAUUUGUCAUUGUACUGAAUUGUAUUGUGUAAUAGUGUAUUACACUAUUCAUAGUUUUUUGUGUCAGCACACUGGUGUUUCUCGGACUUAAAUCAAUAAAUUACAUUUUGAAUGCACACGAUGAGUAAAAUAAAUAACUGACAUGCAGGGCGUGUUUCAGUUGGUAACCAUUUAUAAAUAUGCUCUUUUUUGUUUUGACUGUACAGAUUACAAUCAGUUAUCAUGAGAUAAAAACACAUUCUUUUUAUUUGUUUUUAAUUAAACUUUUUGUCACAGCGAUCUGAAAGCUCACAUUUACAGACAAGAGAACUCUGCUCAGCAAGCAAAUACAUUAAAAGAAAAGAAAAGAACCUUUUCCCUUUUGUCUGGCGAGGUUUGAGGAAAAUGAUAAGGACAGUUCAGGGAUCGCAGUCUCCUUAUCUUGAUCCAAACACUGUAUCACACACCAGAGCCGGGACACUGCUAUACAUGUUUCCGCUUGAGCUCAUGGAAAGAAUAGAACAUGCAUCAGACUAUGUACAGCAAACUAAUAUACACACACAGCUUGAAACCAUACACCCUCAAAUAGCCUCAACUGAGAAGUCCAGUUUAAAUGAAGUAUCUUACAGUUUAUACCUUAAUCUCUGUAAAGAUAAGUCGGGCGAUUCUCUGGUAGCAGGUGAAACUGAGGACGGUCAGGAGGAGCCGCCUCCUUUUAGAUAUUUUUUUAUCUAGAACCAAAAUAAAAUGUUACAGACAAACGGUCUAUAACUUUCCCCACAUAUACAAAUAACUUGAAUAUUCUUAUUAUCCCUCUUUUUUCUCAUCAAACUCCAAAUACAGAGUUUCUGAAAUGUCAGUCUUUUUUUUCUUUUUUUU